Messenger RNA from Esox lucius (northern pike), 4524 nucleotides. RefSeq names its product netrin g1a (gene ntng1a). NCBI's taxonomy places the organism in Eukaryota, Metazoa, Chordata, Actinopteri, Esociformes, Esocidae. Gene Ontology annotation, molecular function: cell-cell adhesion mediator activity. The record is from RefSeq and is a predicted model, not a curated record. The coding region runs from base 335 to 2035 and encodes 566 amino acids. The transcript is spliced from 8 exons.
CCCCCACCCCCGUUCCCGCACGGCCAGAGAGAGAGACACCGGGGAGAGGCUCGGAACGGAGGGAGAGAACUCCGGACCAAAACAAGCGGUGCCCCCCUUCCUUUUGUCGCUCCCUUCGUCUCCCCCUCACCAAGCUGUUAACAGGGAGGUUGGCAUGCUGCCACAGUUCCUUGGCUCCUGUCUCCACAAAGGUUGGAUUAUUUCGUAGACUCACCGGCCCAGGCCUUUUCCCUCGGCCCCUGUGAUUCGGGAGAGGGAAAGGAGAGGGAUUCCUCGUCGAGAAAGCGGCCGUCCAUUUCUGCUGGAGACCCCAGGUGUCUGAGAGGGAGCAGCGAUGCGUUUCCCUUUGGUGUUGAUGCUGCAGGCUCUGUGGGCCAGUGUGUGCCAGACCAUGCAGCACUACCCCGCAGCCUGGGGACACUACGACGUGUGCAAGUCUCAGGUGUACACAGAUGACGGACUCACCUGGGAUUACAUGGCCUGCCAGCCCGAGGCUAUGGACAUGACCAAGUACCUAAAGGUUUCGGUGGACCCGCCCAACAUCACCUGUGGAGAUCCCCCGGAGACAUACUGCGCCCUGGAAAAUCCAUACAUGUGUAACAACGAAUGUGAUGCCCAAAAUGAGGACUUGGCCCAUCCUCCAGAGCUCAUGUUUGACUUUGAAGGUCGCAACCCCACAACUUUCUGGCAGUCUAGUUCCUGGAAGAAGUACCCCAAGCCUCUCCUGGUUAACAUUACGCUGUCAUGGAACAAAACCGUUGAGCUGACCGACGACAUCGUGGUUACUUUCGAGUCCGGCCGCCCAGAACAAAUGGUUCUGGAGAAGUCGCUGGACUAUGGUAAGACCUGGCAACCCUACCAGUUUUAUGCCACAGACUGUUUAGACGCCUUUACCAUGGAACCCAAGACUGUCCAGGACCUUACCCAGCAUACCCUCUUAGACAUCAUCUGCACUGAGGAAUACUCCAGGGGCUAUGUGUGGAAGUAUGACAAGACAGUACGCUUCGAGAUCAAGGAUCGCUUCGCAUUGUUUGCCGGGCCACGCCUCCACAACAUGGCCUCCCUGUAUGGUCAGCUGGACACCACCAAGAACCUCAGGGACUUCUUCACCAUCACAGACCUGAGGGUCCGGCUCCUCCGACCAGCCACCGGGGCCACCAUGGUGGAUGAGAACAACCUGUCCAGAUACUUCUACGCCAUCUCCGACAUCAAGGUGCAGGGCAGGUGCAAAUGUAACCUUCACGCCAACAGCUGUGUGUUUGACAAGGAGAAGCUGAAUUGUGAGUGUGAGCACAACACCACGGGUCCGGACUGUGGCCGCUGUAAGAGGAACUACCAGGGCCGGGCAUGGAGCGCUGGCUCCUACCUGCCCAUCCCCAAGGGCACAGCCAAUACCUGUAUCCCCAGUAACGUUGGUCCAGUUAACUGCGAAUGCUUCGGCCACUCCAACCGUUGCAGCUACAUCGAGCUGCUAAACACCAUCAUUUGCGUGAGCUGUAAGCACAACACUAGGGGGCAGCACUGCCAGGAUUGCAAGCAGGGCUACUUCCGAAAUGCCUCCGCUCAGCUGGAAGAUGAGAAUGUGUGCAUAGACUGUAGUUGUAAUCCAUUUGGCUCAGACAGUGUUCGCUGUAAUGGCACAGGAUUUUGUAAAUGUAAGGAGGGAACUACAGGGGCUAAGUGUCAAGAAUGUCUUCCCGGAUAUUUAUGGGACAAUGGCUGCAAAUGCGACAACAGCCAGGUCAACCUCUCACGGGACACUCCUAGAUUGGAACCUCCUCCAGAUGCCCGAGUGUGUGACAACGAGCUCCUGCGCUGUCAGAACGGAGGUGUGUGUCUGAACAACCUGCGGUGCCAGUGUACCUCUGCCUUUACAGGCCUGCUGUGUGAGAAGCCCCGCUGUGAAUCAGAGCUCGGGGGCUGUGGUGGUCCCGACUCCGGACAAACCGCCCUCUCUCCAGCAUCACUCCCUACCUUGCUGCUCGUCCUGCUGCUGGGCUCGACCCUGUUUAGAGAAGUGUCCUACUGGCCCUAGCCCAUCCUGCUCGGAGAACCACGGGCCUACUGUCCACACUGAAUUGGUGGAGAGUGCUGCCCAAUAACCCACUACAACAACAAACAGAACUAUAACAACCAUGAGCUCAGUCUACUGUACGGUACCAACUGUCCACCAGACAGAGCAAGGACACUCGCUGUCUAGAAGGGAAUGUGCCAGAAUGAAAGUCAACUUUAAUUUGAGAUAAAAGUAUGUAUAUAUAUAUAUGUGUAUAUAUAUAUAUAUAUAUAUAUGAUGAGAAUUAAAAAUAAAUAUAAAAAAUAUAAAUAAAUACCAGAUAUUUAAAGAGUUUAACUUGAGCAUUUGCUUUACAAAAAGUCUUAGCAGCCCAAUAAUGGAGACGAGUGACCAAAGCCAUACCAGACACUUUCUCCCAUAACUGUCAAAUGGAGGGACUGGACAUGACAGACACUUUGCUCACUUCCUCUUUUAUUGCCACGGCAACGGGACCUGCCACAAAUCAGAAGUGGCAAGCUCAAACUAGCAAUGCCAGCUGCUGCCAGCUGCCCCUGUCCAAGGGUUCUUUGGGGUUUGAUGCUGGCUGGACUGAACCGCUUUUGGGCUGGACUGACUGACCGAUGCAGAACUCUGUAGAACUGUUCCCACCACUGCUGAGUGAUGGAAAGACAGGCUUGAAAAAUAAACAUGAAUAAAAAGAGAAGUUAAGGAUGAAUAAUUAAAAAGGGAAUGUAGGCAUUCUUUGCUGUCAGUGCAUUGUGGAUAUAAGGAAAUCCAACACAUCUAUCUAUCUCUCUGUCUCUCUUUCUCUUGUUCUUCUGUCCUUCUUUCGGUCUCCCUUCUCUCUCUCCAUCUAUCUGUCUCACUAUCUAUCUCUCCUCCCAUCCUAUAUUCCCACCAUGUCCUCAUCCCCCUUGGUCCCACCCAGCCUCUUCCUUCACAGACCUGUGCUUUUGUAAACGUUACUCUGUAACCCUUGUCGGUUGAAAGGUUUUUUGUCCAAUGUUAGUGACGCACAUGUGUAACAGCCCCGUAUCCUCCCCUCCAAAAAGAUAGUCAAACUACCUGUAUACAUAUUUUACCUUAAGACCACUGCGUUUCCUGAGACCUUGGUCAAAGAGCCUAGUGUUCACUUCAGCAGACAAAGUGCUUAGAGAAUCAUCAGUGUAUUUCCGACUUAUUUUAUUGACCGAGCAAACAAGACGUAAUCAUUUAUUUUGUACUAUUUGCCGAACAGUGUUAUCAAGGCAACUUGUUCCUGUAUCUACUUCAGAUCAAAUUAAAGUACAGUUAUUACUUGUUAUUUUCUUUCCUUCAUUGGUUUAUUUUUCUCUUUUGGUUGUGCAGUUUGCGUUUCCUCGUUAUUGGCAACGUGCUGGCAUCAAAGAAUAUUGGUUUACAUAUACAGUAUACUAAUGUGUAAUAAGAUCCCACCAAAGGUCAUUCUUAAUGUUUUCUUGUUGCUUUAACACUGGAAAAAUUGAAGUAAAUAAAAGUUGAAGAAAUAAGUUGAGACAGAUGUGUUAAUCAUUUCCUAUCAGAAGACUCAAGAAAUAUGUAUGCACUUUAUAGACUAACAGUCAAAUAUUGCUUUAUUUUCUCAGACACGUACAGUACGGUGAUGCUAAUACCUUUAAAUACCUAGGGAGGGGGCUUAAAAAGACCAACUUAGGUUGGAGAGUCCUGUAAGCCUCAGUGAUAUUUGUGUGCUAUUUAUCCUGAAUUCAAUCCGGUAAAGAUUUAUUUUAGUGGAAUGCAUUGUGGGAAAGGGAGGUGGAAUUAAAUAUUAACAGCUAUUGACAUCUCCUUGAGAUCUUGUGUUCAAAGUUUAUAUUGUGGGUCUUGUCAGAUACUAGACAGUUCAUCUAUAACCUGAAAAAUUCUAUCCUCAGCUCCUGGUGAGGCUCUUUGUUUCUUUCUUUAUCCAAAAGUUUGGGUUACUUUAAGUAAUAACUUGAGCAUUGUUUGUUUAGUUGGAGGCUUUUCUCACAUCCGACCUAUGAUGUGUUCUCCAUGUUGUUUCAGGCGUUGGCACGCUAGGAAGGUAAUGUACGUGGUCUGCAACAAUGUCGCAAUGCCAAUGCAUAUAAAGACAGGUUGUUUUUCCCUGGCUUGUAUUUGUUAUUGUCUUCAUGACUGAGUAAUGCUGUCUAAAUAUCAUGUUGUCUAACACUUCUUAAAGAAUUUACAGAAAUGGAAUAAAUCAAUGGGGUUUCCAUAACAAGGACCCAGAGAAUGACUGAUAUACUAAGAAGAAAAUGUGAAGUCAAAUGGCUGCUUACAAAACAAUAACAACAGUAUUUAUGCCCUUUAUCCGUUUAACAGCUUGGCUGUGUAGCCUACUCACUGAUGAAGACGUAUUAAACAACAAUGUGUGACUUCAAUGAUGUGUUAUUUCUUCAUCAAACACAAAUCAGCUGCCUAUUAAUUAUGCAGGUCUUUAAAUUGCAGUCUGGCAGAUUUCCAAAAAGGUCACUGAUUUGUGUUUUGCUUUUGUGUGUUACAUCCUG